UUGCAAAAUUUUGGAAGCAGAAGAAAGGAAGGAUGAAGAGUGAUGUGUUCGUUGCCUGCAGAGAUGGCGAUCUCAGCAGUAUUGAAAAAUUAUAUGGGCAGAACCCUCGCCUUCUACGAGAGGUUGCAUGUGAAGGAAACAGUCUUCUUCACAUUGCUGCAAGGGAAGGGCACAGUGAAAUUGUUUCAUGGGCUCUAACCCAGUUUAGUGGUUACCAUCGUAUGACGAAAAUUCGCAAUAGUGAUAAAAAUACGGCGUUGCAUGAGAGUGCUAAGGGCGGGAAUGAGCAAGUUAUAAGAACUCUGCUUGAGAGCAACAAGUCCGCAGCCUCUAAACGUAAUCAGUUUGGAGAGACAGCUCUUAUUAUAGCAUCUGAGUACGGUCAUGUGGAAGCAGUGAAGCUUUUGUUAGAAGCCACUCCAUGGUAUAUGAUUUUAUGGCCAAGGAAUGACCACCAAACAUGUCUUCAUGUUGCAGCUUACGGAGGCCAUCUUGAUGUAGUCAGGUCGAUACUACGGAGGCCUAGCUGUUUAUGGAAGACAUGUAGAUAUUGUAAAUGAAAUAAUGGGCAUAAGACUAAAUUCAUGGUGGUGUAAGCUUUGCUUCAACAUGAAUUUCAUGACAAAGAAGGAUAAGUUUGGUCGAUGCCCAAUUCAUGUGGCAGUAUUGAAUGGUUAUUCCGAGAUAGUUGAAAUAUUUAUAUCUUCAAUGCCAGAUUGCAUAUAAAUUCUUAGUAAAGAUCUGAAAACUCCCCUACAUUUUGCAGUGGAGCAUAAUCAAUUUGAUAUGGUACAAAAAAUCCUCUCUCCACUCAAGCCCACAAAAGCUACAAAGUUUGUGACCUAUGACCGUGGCAUUUUUGGCAAUACAGCGUGGCAUUUUUGGCAAUACAGCGUUGCAUUUGGCUGCCAAGGAAGGAGUGGAACCUCAGCUUGUGCAAUAUUUGCUUUCAGUUUCUGGUGUAAAAGUGAAUGGUAUGAACGAUGAAGGCAAAACUGCACUUGACAUAGCCACUGGUGUUGAUUCUACAAAUAAUCCUAAUUUGUGCCAGAUUGCAAGGAUUCUAGAAGAUGAGAAUGCAGUUCAUGGUAUCAUAAAGCAUUCUAAACCAUCUAGACAACUAGAACAAAGAGCAAACCAAAGAAAUGAUAAUGAGGAUAAAGUGCUGUCAGUGGACACACUAGUGGCUUCUCUAGUUGCCACUGUGACAUUUGCAGCCAUGUUUCAGGUACCAGGUGGAACUACAAAAGGUGGAGACGAUGAAAUGGCAUUACAAGCUCUUUUUCAAGUUUUUCUAUUUUCUAAUUGUCUUGCUUUCUUUGGGUCCAUCAUAGUAAUCAUUGCAUGGAUAUUUAGGGAAAGACUACAUGAAAGGCUUGCUAUGGAUCAGUCUCCAUUGGCCAAACUAUCCCUAAUAAGCAUAGAAAUCUCCGUAAUGUCAACAGCCCUUGCAUUUCUAUGUGCAACCAUCCUAGUCACAAUACCUCAUCAUCUUACUGGAAAAAAAAAGGUAAGCAUGUGUUAAAUGAAUAUCGGUUUAUCUUCGGAGGUGAAAUCUUAACAUCAGCACUUGUACCUACAAUGGCUAUUCUCAUUUUGGGCCUUAUUUGGGCUUAUGAAUAUUAUUUUAGGGCUACAACUGAUUCUCGGCAAAAGCAUAAAGCCAUAUUUAGA
Molecule: messenger RNA, 1674 nt
Organism: Cryptomeria japonica (Japanese cedar)
Lineage: Eukaryota; Viridiplantae; Streptophyta; Pinopsida; Cupressales; Cupressaceae
Exons: 3
Coding region: 845-1525 (226 amino acids)
Cellular component (GO): plasma membrane
Molecular function (GO): protein phosphatase 1 binding; protein phosphatase regulator activity
Source: RefSeq, a predicted model, not a curated record